AUGAGCCAAAACUUGCGGCUCCUACGGCCGGCGACGACAAGGUUACGCCUCGAUGGCUUGAUCUGCGCCCGCGCAUACGCGACGCAAGCCCCCGGCGCCCCUCGGUUCCAAGUCUUCAAUCGCCGCACGAAAUGGAUGCAAAAGGAGCGCGCUGCCUCCGAUGUUGAGGCCAGCCGGACAGCAGACUAUCUCAAAGACGAAGUCGCCCGCAGGUUAUGCGAACGGCUACUGGAUGUCAAGCGACACUUCCCCAAAGUCCUCGAUCUCGGCGCCAACUCCUGCAACAUCGCCCGAGCCCUAACCCAAGACGACCUCAAUCCGGACCCCGAAGCACCAAAAUCAGAGCCCAUCGCGAACCGCAUCACGGAACUAGUCGCCGCCGAGUCCUCCGAGAAGCUGCUCUACCGCGAUGCCGACCUACCCUUCAACAAGGCGCUCAACAUCACGCGGCAUGUCCUCGACGACGAAGAGAGCCUCCCCUACGACCCCGAGACCUUUGAUCUCGUCCUCAGUUCCCUGAGCAUGCACUGGAUCAACGACCUGCCUGGGGUGCUCUCCCAGGUCAACAGCAUUCUGAAAAAGGACUGCGCCUUCGUGGGCGCCAUGCUCGGCGGCGACACCCUGUUCGAGCUCCGCACAUCGCUGCAGCUAGCGGAGCAAGAGAGGAAGGGCGGUAUUUCCCCGCACGUGUCGCCGCUCGCCGACGUCAAAGACGUGGGUGGCCUGUUACAACGAGCCGGCUUCAAGAUGCUCACCGUGGACGUGGAUGACAUUAUCGUCGAUUAUCCCAACAUGUUUGCCCUGAUGCAUGAUCUGCAAGCCAUGGGCGAGAGCAACGCCAUCAUUGGGCGGGAGAUGGGCCCCAUCGGCAGAGACACUCUUAUGGCGGGCGAGGCCAUCUACCGUGCCCUUCACGGCAACGAGGACGGCAGUCUUCCCGCCACGUUUAGGAUAAUCUACAUGAUUGGAUGGCGCGAGAGUGAAAACCAGGCGAAACCUUUGCCGAGAGGGAGCGGCCAAGUGAGCCUCAAGGACAUCUUGGAACAAAAGUGA
This is a messenger RNA of Parascedosporium putredinis, 1053 nucleotides long. NCBI's taxonomy places the organism in Eukaryota, Fungi, Ascomycota, Sordariomycetes, Microascales, Microascaceae. The record is from the annotation of a GenBank genome assembly.